AUGGGCAAUUGCUUACCGUUCAACAAGAGAAGGAACAAUGCCAAGAAGAAUGACUGUGAAUCAACUCAAGAAGACGUCGACCUUUCCAAAUCCAUGAAUGGACUGUCAUACAGCUCGAAUACAGUACUCUCUACACAAAAAGUUAAUUUAGCGCCAAUUUUGAAUUCGAAAUUGCAUUCUCCAACGUUGACAGCAGAGCACAAUGGUUCAUCUCCGAAAAAAGUUCCUGAAAUUGUCAAGGUAUUAAUAAUUGGAGAAGCCAAUUCUGGAAAAUCAUCCAUUGUGUUAAAGUAUACGGAUGGCAUUUUCGAUGAAGGCAUACCAUCCACAGUUGGAGUUGAUUUUAAAUUAAAAUGUUUACAGAGAGGAGAAAGAAAUAUUGAUGUGCAACUUUGGGAUACUGCUGGUCAGGAGCGAUACCGAACGAUUACCAACUCAUACUACAAGGGAAUACCUGCAGUAGUGAUUGUCUUUGAUUUAACUGAUGAAAAUGCAUUGAUGAAUGUUCAAAAAUGGAUCAAAGAGGUUAGAAAGUUCUCACAGUCGAAUGUGACCUCUGUACUUGUCGGAAACAAGACAGACUUGAUACGUGAGAGAGUGAUUUCAGAAAAAGAGGGUAUCGAGUUUGCCCAACAGAAUGACAUGCCGUAUUUUGAAGUGAGCGCUAAAGAUGGGUCUAAUAUUGAUAAAAUGUUUGAUUGCUUAAUUGACAGAGUGUUAUUAGGAUAG
This is a messenger RNA of Naegleria lovaniensis, 729 nucleotides long. RefSeq lists its product as uncharacterized. The transcript has 5 exons. NCBI's taxonomy places the organism in Eukaryota, Heterolobosea, Eutetramitea, Acrasida, Naegleriidae. Gene Ontology annotation, molecular function: GTP binding; GTPase activity. The record is from RefSeq and is a predicted model, not a curated record. Bases 1 to 729 code for a protein of 242 amino acids.